Molecule: messenger RNA, 3178 nt
Organism: Melospiza georgiana
Lineage: Eukaryota; Metazoa; Chordata; Aves; Passeriformes; Passerellidae
Product: signal transducer and activator of transcription 5B
Exons: 19
Coding region: 97-2460 (787 amino acids)
Biological process (GO): defense response; regulation of transcription by RNA polymerase II; response to peptide hormone
Molecular function (GO): DNA-binding transcription factor activity, RNA polymerase II-specific; RNA polymerase II cis-regulatory region sequence-specific DNA binding
Source: RefSeq, a predicted model, not a curated record
GCGGGGCAGGGCCGCUGCCGCCGGAGCCCAGCCCCGCGAAGACACCGCUCCGGAGACCCCCGGGCUGCCGGGGCACCGGGCCAAGGGUGCUGAACCAUGGCGGUGUGGAUCCAGGCCCAGCAGCUCCAGGGCGAAGCCCUGCGGCAGAUGCAGGCGCUCUAUGGGCAGCACUUCCCCAUCGAGGUGCGGCAUUACCUGUCACAGUGGAUCGAGAGCCAGGCAUGGGACUCCAUUGACCUUGACAACCCCCAGGAGAAUGUGAAAGCGACCCAGCUUCUGGAGGGGCUGAUCCAGGAGCUGCAGAAGAAGGCAGACCACCAAGUGGGUGAGGACGGCUUCCUGCUGAAGAUCAAGCUGGGGCACUACGCCACGCAGCUGCAGAACACGUAUGACCGGUGCCCCAUGGAGCUGGUGCGCUGCAUCCGGCACAUCCUCUACCACGAGCAGCGGCUGGUGCGGGAGGCAAACAAUAGCCCUUCCCCAUCUGGCUCCCUGGUGGACGCCAUGUCCCAGAAGCACCUGCAGAUCAACCAGACCUUCGAGGAGCUGCGGCUCAUCACUCAGGACUCGGAGAAUGAGCUCAAAAAGCUGCAGCAGACACAGGAAUACUUCAUCAUCCAGUACCAGGAGAACAUGCGACUCCAAGCCCAGUUCUCCCAGCUCUCCCAGCUGGGCCCCCAGGAGCGCAUGUCACGGGAGACGACGCUGCAGCAGAAGAAGGCGUCGCUGGAGGCCUGGCUGCACCGUGAGGCCCAGACACUACAGCAGUACCGUGUGGACCUGGCUGAGAAGCACCAGAAGACGCUGCAGCUGCUGCGCAAGCAGCAAACAACCAUCCUGGAUGAUGAGCUGAUCCAGUGGAAGCGUCGGCAGCAGCUGGCAGGGAAUGGGGGCCCACCCGAAGGCACCUUGGAUGUGCUGCAGACCUGGUGCGAGAAGCUGGCAGAGAUCAUCUGGCAGAACCGGCAGCAGAUCCGCCGAGCUGAGCACCUGUGCCAGCAGCUGCCGAUCCCAGGCCCAGUGGAGGAGAUGCUGUCAGAGCUGAAUGGAACCAUCACUGACAUCAUCUCUGCCCUGGUCACCAGCACCUUCAUCAUCGAGAAGCAGCCCCCCCAAGUGCUGAAGACACAGACCAAGUUUGCAGCCACUGUGAGGCUCCUGGUGGGCGGCAAGCUGAAUGUGCACAUGAACCCCCCCCAAGUGAAGGCCACCAUCAUCAGUGAGCAGCAAGCCAAGGCCCUGCUGAAGAACGAGAGCACCCGCAAUGAGAGCAGCGGGGAGAUCCUCAACAACUGCUGUGUGAUGGAGUAUCACCAGGCCACUGGGACACUCAGCGCCCACUUCCGCAACAUGUCCCUGAAGCGGAUCAAGCGCUCAGAUCGCCGCGGGGCUGAGUCAGUGACAGAGGAGAAAUUCACCAUCCUCUUCGAGUCGCAGUUCAGUGUUGGUGGGAACGAGCUCGUCUUCCAGGUGAAGACGCUGUCCCUGCCUGUGGUGGUGAUUGUGCAUGGGAGCCAGGACAACAAUGCCACGGCCACUGUGCUUUGGGACAACGCCUUUGCCGAGCCCGGCCGCGUGCCCUUCGCUGUGCCCGACAAAGUGCAGUGGCCACAGCUCUGCGAGGCGCUCAACAUGAAGUUCAAGGCAGAGGUGCAGAGCAGCCGUGGUCUGACCAAGGAGAACCUGGUGUUCCUGGCACAAAAGCUCUUCAACAGCACCAGCUCCCACUUGGAGGACUAUAGCAGCACCACAGUGUCCUGGUCCCAGUUCAACCGGGAAAACCUGCCUGGGAGGAAUUACACCUUCUGGCAGUGGUUUGACGGGGUCAUGGAGGUGCUGAAGAAGCAUUUGAAGCCGCACUGGAAUGACGGGGCCAUCCUGGGCUUCGUCAACAAGCAGCAGGCGCACGACCUGCUCAUCAACAAGCCCGACGGGACCUUCCUCCUGCGCUUCAGCGACUCGGAGAUCGGUGGCAUCACCAUUGCCUGGAAGUUCGACUCCUCUGAGAGGAUGUUCUGGAACCUGAUGCCUUUCACCACCAGGGACUUCUCCAUCCGCUCCUUGGCUGACCGCCUCGGGGAUCUCAGUUACCUCAACUACGUGUUCCCCGACCGGCCCAAGGACGAGGUGUUCUCCAAGUACUACACGCCGGUUCUCUGUGAGUCCACGCCAGCUAAAGCUGUGGAUGGAUAUGUGAAGCCACAGAUCAAGCAAGUGGUGCCAGAGUUUGUCAAUGCAUCAGGAGAUUCUGCCCCUGGAGGGGCCACCUACAUGGACCAGGCCCCCUCGCCUGCCGUCUGCUCCCAGCCUCAUUACAACAUGUACACCCAGAACCCCGACCCUGUGCUGGACCCCGAGGGUGAUUUUGACCUGGAAGACACGAUGGAUGUGGCGAGGCACGUGGAGGAGCUGCUGCGGCGCCCCGUGGACAGUCAGUGGAUCCCCCACGCCCAGUCGUGACAGGCAGGCGCCUGCUCCCUUGCCCCUGGCCCCGGCGCUGCGGGGACUGUGCUGUGUUCGUGUCUCUGUGCCAGGGGACAGCGGGUGGGCCCUGCCCCCAGGAUUUGCUCUGUGCUGCCCCGAAACACAGGCUGGCGUCCAGCUCUUUGGUGUUUAUGCCCUUGUAUAAAACGGCAGCGGAUUUGUCGCAUGGUUUUCCUGUAUGUUCCUUUUAAGAGGCCCAGCUUCGGCUUUCCGCUUCUGCCAGCACUGGCCCUGCAGCCCCUGACCCCCCCUGUGGGGCUGCUGGGGGCCCCCAGCCCGGCCUCAGGUUCGCUUUCGCAGUCGUCACUAAGAAUGUACAUGUCGCCUUCUUGUUCUCCCCGCGGCUCCGUGCCCAGGGCUGCGUGAGGGCAGAGGGCAGAGGAGGGGUUCUGCCAGGGCUCCCCCAGCCCGUGCUGGUGCUCUGCUCCACAGUGGCAGGGUCCCUGCACCUCAUCCUCUCCUCUGUCCCCAAGGAUGCAGGAGCUCCUCCGGCUGCCGGCCUCGGUGUCCCCUCUGGAGCCGGUGCAGCGUGAGGGUGGCAGGGUGCGAGGGCACCCAGCGAGGGCAGUGGGGUGGGCAGGGGGUUUGGGGGAGCGGAGCCCUCUGCCCGCUGCUUCUGCCCUCGCCUGGGCGGGAAACUCUGGGGUCCUGGCCAUGUUAUUUUUCUAUCACAGAGUAAAUAAAGCACGGAAUA